GGUACCGAUUGGACCCGUUUUAUUAGUAUAAAGCUAUUAAACAGUGUAUUUUCAUGCCAUAUAUGAUCCAAAGGGGUACUAAUUUUUCAUAAGUAUAAAUAUACUUAACUGUACUUUAUUUUAUUACGAAAAUCAUAAAACCAGUUAAAACCGAGAAAUUCCCGAGAGAGUUCUUCGUGUUCUUGAGAUUCAAACGAGGAUUUGGACGCGUUAUCGGACUCGGAUUUUGACGUUCAAGGGCUCAAAUUGAAGGUUUUAACAAGUAGAAUCAUAAUCUAGCAUCAAAAUCAGUGCAGCAACAUCAGUGAAAGCAGAGAAGGUUGGUAGCGAUGACCCUCAGGCUAGUGGUAAGGCCAGGAUUCCAGGCUGAGCGAUGGAGAGCGCUAUCAGCAGCACUUGGUUUUUAUAUAUGUACUGUUUGAGUUUCGAGAUGCGAACAUUAUGUAAGCUUGUAAGAAUUGAAUUUAUAUUUGGGAUUUGGGUUUGUAAUAAAUAAAGUUAUGCGGUGGCUUGUUUUAUACUUUAACCUGUUGCGAUCCAUGGACAGUUAAGGGUCACUGCAUAUAUUAUUUUAUUAAAUACAGGUUAUAUUAUGGUGUGGACCCCAAACUUCUGACCCGGGUUUGGAGGGCGCCACAGGUUGGUAUCAGAGCGACAGGUUUAAGUUAAUGAAACAAGCCUAGAUUGUUAGGUUGGGUAGAAGUUUAAGAUUAGAAAUGAGUGAUAGGUAGAUAGAACGUUGAGAGGUUGAGAAUUACUCGUAAUAGAUUUAGGAUUGAUGUUGGUAGUGGAUGCAGAUUCUCAUACGUGUUUGUUCAUGUUGAUUCUCAGACUAUCAGGCAUGUCAGGCCCCAGUACCCCGGUUCAUUCUGAUCAUUCAGAGUCGACAGUUGAGGGACUUCCACCCCGUCCAGGAGUUGUACCUAUAUCUCCACCCAGGGCACUUACACCCCCACCUGUAGCUGGACCUUCACGUCCACCUGGAUACCCUCACAGUGGACAGACCCCUAUUGCAGCUAUACCACUUAGGGCUAUACCCCCACCUGCACCUGAGAUGCCCCCACCUGCUCCCAUUGUACGACCUCCUAUCCGUGGACCCCCACCAGAGCAUGAGUCUUCAGGAUUUUCAGGUGUCGGACCCUCUUAUCCGCAUUCCCCUCUUUCAGUACCCUAUCACUAUUAUCAGGCACUUCUGAUGCAGAGAGAGGAGCUAUUGGGCCAGAUUAGUGAGUUGACACAGGCGAUGGGGGAGUUAGACCCUAGCAGGGCAGAGCGACAGCUGAGAGAGGAGAUACGUGCUUUUAGGACAGAGGCAGUAGAGAGGUUAUGUGGGAUCACCGCACCACUUGGUACCCCUGGAGAUAUUAUAGACUGGGCUCGUUGGGUCUUGGAGCGGCUGGACGUUAUCGGAGGACCAGACUUUCCCUAGGUCUGGAGUGUAUCAGAUGUUGGAAAUGAUCAGUACUAUAGUGAGUAGUGUGUAUGAUGCAGCAUAGUGAGUAGUGUAUCAGGUCAGCAGAUUUUGACAUGUACAUAUAGACUAGCGGAGCUGGCCAGAUGAUGUGUAUGUGGUUAUGAUCAUCAGCAGAUUUUGACAUGUA
Daucus carota subsp. sativus is the source of this 1601-nucleotide messenger RNA. RefSeq names its product pollen-specific leucine-rich repeat extensin-like protein 3. The transcript is spliced from 2 exons. Bases 779 to 1429 code for a protein of 216 amino acids. The record is from RefSeq and is a predicted model, not a curated record. Lineage: Eukaryota; Viridiplantae; Streptophyta; Magnoliopsida; Apiales; Apiaceae.